AUGGGGGUUCCAAUGGCAGGUCGAGUGGUGGUGGAUUCGCUAAGUGAGAGAGCAGCUAUGAUGAGAGAGUCACUGCAGAAGAGCCAGUCAGGCACAGACAACAUGGUCUCCAUUCUUGGCUCCUUUGAUCACCGUCUCUCUGCUCUCGAGACCGCCAUGCGCCCCACUCAGAUUAGAACACAUGCUAUUCGCAAGGCUCAUGAGAACAUAGAUAAGACUUUGAAGGCUGCAGAGGUUAUAUUGGCUCAGUUUGAUGUUUCUCAGCAGGCUGAGGCUAAAAUACUAAAAGGGCCACGUGAGGAUCUGGAAAGUUAUCUUGAAGCAAUUGAGCAGCUAAGAAGCAACAUUCGAUUUUUCAACAACAACAAAAGCUUUAAGAGUAGUGAUGGGGCGGUCAACCAUGCAAAUAACUUACUUGCUAAGGCUAUUUCGAAGCUGGAAGAGGAGUUUAAGCAGCUCCUAUCAUCUUACAGCAAACCUGUGGAGCCUGAUCGUCUUUUUGAGUGCCUUCCCAAUUCACUGAGACCAUCUUCUGGAUCGCCUGGACACCCAGGUGAAUCUGGUGGCAAGAAUCCUUUAUCCAAUAGUCAUUCUGAGCACCAAAAAAAUGGCUUGGAAAAUGCUGUUUACACCCCGCCAACUCUCAUACCACCGCGGAUUCUGCCGUUGCUGCAUGAUUUAGCCCAACAAAUGAUUCAAGCUGGCAACCAGCAGCAGUUGCUGAAAAUAUACAGGGAUACUCGUUCUUCAGUUUUGGAGGAAAGCCUCCGCAAAUUAGGAGUGGAAAAACUUAGCAAAGAUGAUGUUCAGAAGAUGCAAUGGGAGGUUUUGGAAGCUAAGAUUGGGAAUUGGAUUCAUUUCAUGCGGAUUGCUGUGAAAUUGCUGUUUGCUGGGGAAUGGAAAGUUUGCGAUCAAAUAUUCGAGGGCAUUAAUUCCCUCAGGGAUCAAUGUUUUGCUGAAGUUACUGCAGGCAGUGUUGCAGUGCUACUUAGUUUUGGAGAUGCGAUUGCCAAAAGCAAGAGAUCGCCAGAAAAGUUAUUUGUGCUUUUGGACAUGUAUGAGAUAAUGCGAGAACUUCACUCAGAGCUUGAAAUGCUUUUCAAAGGUAAAGCAUGCGACGAAAUUAGAGAGUCUGCAUUGGGUCUGACGAAGCGACUUGCUCAGACAGCCCAAGAGACCUUUGGUGAUUUUGAAGAAGCAGUUGAAAAAGAUGCAACUAAAACUGCUGUGUCAGAUGGAACCGUCCAUCCUUUGACAAGCUAUGUGAUCAAUUAUGUGAAGUUUCUAUUUGAGUAA
Molecule: messenger RNA, 1296 nt
Organism: Ilex paraguariensis (yerba mate)
Lineage: Eukaryota; Viridiplantae; Streptophyta; Magnoliopsida; Aquifoliales; Aquifoliaceae
Source: the annotation of a GenBank genome assembly